AAGUAGAAUAAUGGAUAGAGAAAGCUCAGACCCGCUUUCUGCUCUGUACAUUCUUUUUUCACUGAUUUUCGCAAUAUACAUAUUCCAUUCUAUGCUCUAAAAAUAGCAUUCUCAGGAACCAACCGAUUAACCGUAAUAACGAUCGUGCUCAGAAAUCACACCCGUCAGCACGCGCAAAAUCGGAAGGAGAAGCUCCUGCAGGGGAUUCAUCUGAUCCGUUUAGUGAGGACAUGAGCGACAACACGUCCCCCGGCGGCGGUUCUUCCAGCGGCUCUUCAUCGGCGGAGGGCAGGGACAAGAAGAGGGAGAAGGCUAAAGUUAGUCGCACUUCAAUGAUACUAUGGCAUUCGCACCAAAACGAUGCCACCGCUGUUCGGAAGCUCCUGGAGGAAGAUCCGUCGCUUGUGAUGGCCAGAGAUUACGAUAAUCGAACUCCACUUCAUGUGGCUUCCCUCCAUGGUUGGAUUGACGUUGCUAAGUGCUUGAUUGAAUUUGGUGCCGAUGUUAACUCUCAGGAUCGUUGGAGAAACACUCCUCUAGCUGAUGCAGAAGGAGCUAAAAAGUAUAGCAUGAUGGAGCUUUUAAAAUCAUAUGGAGGCUUGUCUUAUGGCCAAAGUGGAAGCCACUCUGAACAGAAGCCCGUUGCACCCCCAUUGUCUAACAAGUGUGAUUGGGAAGUCGACCCUACUGAGCUGGACUUCUCACAUUCAGCUCGUAUUGGAAAGGGAUCUUUUGGUGAGAUUUUAAAAGCCCAUUGGCGUGGGACGCCAGUUGCUGUCAAACGCAUUCUUCCAUCUCUUUCAGAUGAUAAAUUAGUGGUCCAGGACUUCAGGCAUGAGGUUAAUUUGUUAGUGAAGCUUCGACACCCAAACGUAGUCCAGUUUCUUGGAGCUGUUACCGAGAAGAAACCUCUUAUGUUAAUCACUGAAUAUCUUAGAGGGGGCGAUCUUCAUCAGCAUCUUAAGGAAAAAGGUUCAAUUAGUCCAUCGACAGCUGUCAACUUUGCGUUAGAUAUUGCCAGAGGGAUGGCCUAUCUUCACAACGAACCAAAUGUUAUAAUUCAUCGGGACCUUAAGCCAAGGAAUGUUCUUUUAGUCAAUUCUAGUGCAGAGCAUUUAAAAGUCGGAGAUUUUGGACUGAGCAAGCUUAUCAAGGUCCAGAAUUCUCAUGACGUUUACAAGAUGACUGGUGAAACAGGAAGCUACCGGUAUAUGGCUCCUGAAGUAUUCAAACACAAGAAAUACGAUAAGAAGGUUGAUGUCUUCUCCUUUGCAAUGAUACUAUACGAGAUGCUGGAAGGGGAACCACCUUUUGCCAAUUAUGAGCCUUAUGACGGAGCCAAACAUGUGGCAGAAGGACGCAGGCCAACUAUGCGAGCAAAGGGUUAUAUCCCUGAAUUGCGAGAGUUAACAGAACAGUGCUGGGCAGCUGAUUACCAUCAAAGACCAUCCUUCUUGGAGAUCCUUAAACGACUUGAGAAGAUCAAAGAAAACAAUCUACCUUCGGAAUAUCCCUGGAAAUUGUUCUCUUCCUAAAUGUCAAGGACCUUCCUAUUGGAGAUCGGCCAACGGCUUGAAAAGAUCGGGGAAUAUGCAAUCUACCUACACAUUAUCACUGGUACCUGGUGUCUUCAUACGUGUCAACGAGUUUAAUGAGACACAAAUUCGGAUGAUUUAUUUGCCAUCACCGCUCCUCUGGUGCUUGCCUCCCCUACUGUGAUUUGAGGCUUCUGAAUAGAGCCAGUCAACAAACCCAGCGAAGGCAAUAGGCUUGUUUUCAUCAGUUAAAUUUCUAAUGAGAUAAACGGGUGGUGUUGAUUUCUUUUCUCAGGCUUCUCACUUCCCUUAAUUAUUUGAUCCCGUCAAAGCUAUCGGGGGAGUCAAUUUAUUCAACUGAGUGUCCUCCAGUUGUAGUUUAAGUGUAUUAUGUUUUGCCAAAUAUAGAUGCUGUCAUCAACUUGGAUUAGCUCUGGCCCAGCAAUGAUUUCUGUAUUCACUGGGUUGUACCUAACUGUGUUUUUGAUGAUUGUAGCUCUUUGGAUCUAGAAGUAUCCUAUAUAGUCACAUAUUGAUCCUAUUCUAAAA
Messenger RNA from Neltuma alba, 2084 nucleotides. Its product is annotated as integrin-linked protein kinase 1-like. Gene Ontology annotation, molecular function: ATP binding; protein serine/threonine kinase activity; protein binding. Lineage: Eukaryota; Viridiplantae; Streptophyta; Magnoliopsida; Fabales; Fabaceae. Gene Ontology annotation, biological process: protein phosphorylation. The record is from RefSeq and is a predicted model, not a curated record. Bases 231 to 1535 code for a protein of 434 amino acids. The transcript is spliced from 11 exons.